GAAUGGCAAUGGUAUUCACAUUAUUAUCAUUCCUCAAAGAUUCCUUAACAACAUUUGUGAUAGAACGACAAGAACAAAGAAAGAAAGCUGAAGAAGAUCGAAUUAGAAAAGAAAUUGAGGCAGAGAAUGCAAAAUUCCAAGGUACAAAAGUAACAGUCGCAUCAUUCUUAGAAUGGAAGGAGAAUUUUGAACGAGAAAUGACUGAAAAAGAAAAGGCUACGAAAAGUUUAGCUUUAUUAAAAAAAGAGGAGAUUAGAAAGAAUAAGCUCACUGGUCGACAAUUAUUCGAACAAGAUGAAGCGUUUGCCAAUUCUGAUGCCACAUUUAUAGAAGAAGGCGAUGUUACAGUGGAUAUUUCGUUAUUUGAAAGAGAAGUUGAUAUAGAAAGUGAAGAUGAGGAAAAUAGUGUUCUUGACUUAGUAAGAAGUAGUACUGAUUAUUUUCAUAAUUCGGACGAUGGCCGCCUAAUAAAAUUACAACGUAUGUUUACUGAUAUGGGACUAAGUAAAGAUCUUAAUGAUCAAUUCAAAGAGAGAGCAUCAGGGGAAACGGAUAACGGAGUCGAUUUCUCUGUACUUGUGUUGGGAACUGCAUCCUGGCCACUUUCGCCGUCAAACACAAACUUUAUUAUUCCUGAAGAG
Molecule: messenger RNA, 641 nt
Organism: Dentiscutata heterogama
Lineage: Eukaryota; Fungi; Glomeromycota; Glomeromycetes; Diversisporales; Gigasporaceae
Source: the annotation of a GenBank genome assembly